GCUCCUCCUGUAAGAGGGAAGAGGAGAAGGCGUCAGAUCCAUGUCCAUUGGCGCAUGAUGGACGUGACUGAUGAGUUCUUUCGCGUCGUGAAGAGGCUCCGGCCCGGCCUGAGGGUGGCACCGCUGCAGCCGAACGAGUCGCCAUUCGCCGCCAUGUCCAUGCAAAUCGUCAGUGAGCCGACACACACACACAGAGUCGCACACACACACCAGCAUGACCAAUGGGAGACCGCUUCAAUGCUUGUGUGUUUGUGGUGUGGUGCAGAUGUCGAACCUGGUUCGUGCAGAGCGUCUGUUGGGCAACAUGAGCGCCGCUGGCGGAAACGAUGCAGCCACAGACCCAUCAGGCACCACUGCCGUGUAUGUCUGUCUGCACACACACAGACAGACAGACAAUGGAUGCCGUGUGUGUGUGUGUGUAUGUGUGAUUCUCUGAGUAGAGGCGUGAUCCGGAUGUGCAAAGAGGACAUCCAGACGCUCGAGAGCGUGGUGGACGUCCACACCCACACCCACGCCGACGCGUCUUCUGCGGCGUCGCUGUCCGCCCACCGUCAUGGAGUGGUGUCGUGCCUUUACGACUACCUGCAGACACUCGCACAGAGGCUGCAGCAGCUGGAGGUCAACAGAAUGCAGCAGCAGCUGGAGGUCAAGCGGUGAGAAAUGGGGGCCCAGGUGGUGGGGGAGGGGGUGAUGGGAUGGAAUAGGACAAUGAACUGGGUUUGUGGCUGGUCGUGUGUGUGGGUGUAGGUAUUUCUCCGGGCCUGGGUAUCGCGGCGGGCCGGUGAGGGUCAAGAACAACGCGCAUAUGCCGGUUGAGAGUACGCGAGCAAUCCCACCCAACACAAAUCCAUCCAUCCAUCAAUAGCCUCUCUCUCUCUCUCUGUGUCUGUGUGUGUGUGUGUGUGUGUAGGGAGCGACGCCUUGUCGUAUGCGCCGGCUGCGUGGGGGGAGUCCACCUCUCUCGCUGUGGAUGAGGCCACGCAGCAGCAGCUGUCGGCUCAGACGCAGCAGCUGCUCAACAUGUACAACACCGACCUUGACGCACUCAGGUGAGCGGUGUUUGCACCAACGAAGAGGUGCUGGAGGGUGUGUGUGUGUGUGUGUGUCAGGGAUGCGCAGAGCAAGGUGUCGGAGAUCUCUCAGCUGAUGGGCUUCUUCGCCACCAAAGUCGCUGAGCAAAACGAGCUGUGCGAACAGAGUGAGUACGGCAGUGGACGUCAUGGGCGGGCGGAAUGACACCAUUCAUUCAUCUGUCUGUCUGCGUGUGGUCAGUUGCCAGCAUGGCUGGCGAGAGUGUGGAGCUGAUGGGCAAGGCCGGCAGACACCUUUCCAAAGCCAUCCAGAGAUCCAACUCGUAUGAAGGAAGUUUUCUCACAUAACAGUGGGCUGCGCCAUACGCGUGGAUGUGUGUGUGUGUGUGUGUGUGUGCAGGUAUCGGUUCUACUGCGUGAUGUUCUUCAUUGUGGCCUCGGUGAUCUUGUUGGUUCUAGACUGGAUCAAGUCGUAGAGAGCAGUGCUGCCAGCCAGCCAUCGGCAGCUGCGUGUACAGGUCUGUCUGUGUGUCGGUCUGUCUGUCUGUCGGCUCUGAGUGUGUGUGUGAGAGAGAGAGAGCGAGCGAGGCAGUGAGACCUCACACACGAGAGUGACUGUCAUGAUUGAAAUCAGC
This is a messenger RNA of Vitrella brassicaformis, 1666 nucleotides long. NCBI's taxonomy places the organism in Eukaryota, Vitrellaceae. The record is from the annotation of a GenBank genome assembly.